Molecule: messenger RNA, 684 nt
Organism: Mesorhabditis belari
Lineage: Eukaryota; Metazoa; Nematoda; Chromadorea; Rhabditida; Rhabditidae
Source: the annotation of a GenBank genome assembly
AUGCCAUCUCAGGACUUCGAUCUCAUCGAUUAUAUGGGGCCAGUUGUCGUCGGUAUACUUUUUAGUGUGAUUUCUUUCUUUAAUUUUGUGUUCAUCAAUUUCUUUUGUAUCACAAAAACGGAUGAUAUCACGGUUUUUGAAAAGUUUGGAGCGAAGUACAAUAUGAGAUUGGGUCCUCACUCAUUAAAUGUGGGACAAAAUGUGCUGCUGACUCCGACUGCACCACAUAUUUGGGCAGCACAUGCGAUGCGAUGCACAUGCCAAUAUCAACUCAUUGAUAGUGGAGCAAACACGAUGUGUUCUGGUUCACCGGCCCAAUGGACCGACGUACAGCGAAGCUUGAUGUUGCAAUGGCACAAUCAGCUACGGUCGAGUCUCACUAAGGGCAAAGAAAACUAUGGAAUUGCCAACGGAAUCACUUAUGCUCCUUCAACAAAGAGAAUGACUAAAAUAUCUAUAACUGCACAAUCGGGAUCAAUGCUAACUCGUAUGCUCCACACUGUAUUUGGGCUCUUUCAAAUGGGCGGACGCAAAGCUCAGGAAUGGGAGAAAAUCCUUAUCAAAAUUCUGAUUAAAGGUGUUGGCCACUACACUCAAAUGGCCCGGCAAGAGACAACUGCUGUUGGUUGUGGAAUUGCUCAUUGUCCUACAAUGACCUGCGUGGUGCGUCAACACUAUCCAACA